AUGUUCAAAUACGCCGCACUCCUUGCUUUCGUGUCUGUGGUGACUGCGCAGUCGCAGCUCUACGGACAAUGCGGUGGAAUUGGCUGGACAGGCUCGACAACCUGCGUUGCCGGCGCUACCUGCACGGUACUCAACGACUACUACUCUCAGUGCUUGCCUGGGGCCGCCAGCAGCAGCAGCACGCCCACGACCGUCUCUUCGAGUCACUCCACCACGACCGCCUCGUCUACCGGCACGAGCAGCGCUCCUACGUCUACCGCGACCCCAGCGGCUGGUAACCCCUUCGAAGGCUACACGAUCUACCUCAGCCCUUAUUACGCCAAUGAGAUCGCCCUUGCUGCAGGCAACAUCACCGACUCGACAUUAAAGGCCAAGGCUGCGAGUAUCGCCAAUAUCCCGACUUUUACCUGGUUGGACACUGUCGCCAAGGUUCCUGAUCUUGGCACCUACCUUGCGGACGCCGACUCUAUCCAGAAGAGCACUGGCCAAAAGCAACUCGUGCAAAUCGUGGUUUACGACCUGCCCGACCGCGACUGCGCUGCCAAGGCAUCCAACGGAGAGUUCAGCAUCGCCGACAACGGCCAGGCCAACUACUUCAACUACAUGGACCAGAUCGUUGCUCAGAUUCAGAAAUACCCUGAUGUCCGCGUUGUUGCCGUCAUCGAGCCUGAUUCGCUAGCAAACUUGGUCACCAACCUGAACGUCCAGAAGUGCGCCAACGCCGAGACGACCUACAAGGCAUGCGUCACUUACGCUCUCAAGCAACUCUCGAGCGUCGGCGUGUACCAGUACAUGGAUGCCGGUCACGCUGGCUGGCUCGGCUGGCCUGCUAACAUCUCCCCCGCGGCCACCCUGUUCACCCAGAUGUACCAGGCUGGCGGAUCCUCGCCUUUCAUCCGCGGUCUUGCUACUAAUGUCGCCAACUACAACGCGCUCACCGCGGCAAGCCCCGACCCGAUCACCCAAGGCAACCCCAAUUACGACGAGUCGCACUACAUCAACGCUCUCGCGCCCAUGCUCGCGUCGUCGGGCUUCCCCGCGCAAUUCAUCGUCGACCAGGGCCGCUCUGGUGUCCAGAACAUCCGCCAACAGUGGGGUGACUGGUGCAACAUCAAGGGUGCCGGCUUUGGUACUCGCCCAACGACCAACACUGGUAACUCGUACAUCGACUCAAUCGUGUGGGUGAAGCCCGGAGGCGAGUGCGAUGGUACUAGCAACAGCUCCUCCCCGCGUUACGACAGCACAUGUUCGCUCUCGGACGCCGACCAGCCUGCGCCUGAGGCUGGCACAUGGUUCCAGGAGUACUUCCAGACCUUGGUCAGCAAGGCCAGCCCUUCCCUCUAAAAAUAUAUGACGUUGUUUUAUCUACUAUACCUA
Punctularia strigosozonata HHB-11173 SS5 is the source of this 1377-nucleotide messenger RNA. RefSeq names its product cellobiohydrolaseII. Lineage: Eukaryota; Fungi; Basidiomycota; Agaricomycetes; Corticiales; Punctulariaceae. Gene Ontology annotation, molecular function: hydrolase activity, hydrolyzing O-glycosyl compounds; cellulose binding. Gene Ontology annotation, cellular component: extracellular region. The coding region runs from base 1 to 1344 and encodes 447 amino acids. Gene Ontology annotation, biological process: cellulose catabolic process. The record is from RefSeq and is a predicted model, not a curated record. The transcript is spliced from 6 exons.